AUCAUAAAGGAAUUUAUCAUGAAAACUUUGACGGAGAAGGCAAAUGCCCUUCCCUCUGAGGUGCUGCUCACGUCUCUCUGGUCCUUGUCUGUGGCCAUAUUCUCCGUCGGGGGUAUGAUCGGCUCCUUUUCCGUCGGACUCUUCGUCAACCGCUUUGGCAGGCGCAAUUCAAUGCUGAUUGUCAACCUGUUGGCUGUCGCUGGUGGCUGCCUUAUGGGACUGUGUAAAAUAGCUGAGUCGUCGGUUGAAAUGCUGAUCUUGGGCCGCUUGGUUAUUGGCCUCUUCUGUGGACUGUGCACAGGUUUUGUGCCUAUGUACAUUGGAGAGGUCUCGCCUACUGCCCUGCGGGGUGCCUUUGGCACUCUCAACCAGCUGGGCAUCGUGAUUGGAAUUCUGGUGGCCCAGAUCUUUGGUCUGGAAUUCAUCCUUGGGUCUGAAGAGCUAUGGCCGGUGCUAUUGGGUUUCACCAUCCUUCCUGCUAUCCUACAAAGUGCAACCCUUCCAUGUUGCCCUGAAAGUCCCAGAUUUUUGCUCAUUAACAGAAAAGAAGAGGAGAAUGCUAAGCGGA
Molecule: messenger RNA, 568 nt
Organism: Piliocolobus tephrosceles (Ugandan red Colobus)
Lineage: Eukaryota; Metazoa; Chordata; Mammalia; Primates; Cercopithecidae
Product: solute carrier family 2, facilitated glucose transporter member 14-like
Exons: 4
Biological process (GO): dehydroascorbic acid transport
Cellular component (GO): plasma membrane
Molecular function (GO): D-glucose transmembrane transporter activity
Source: RefSeq, a predicted model, not a curated record